UCUUUCUUUCUUUCUUUCUUUCUUUCUUUCUUUCUUUCUUUCUUUCUUUCUUUCUUUCUUUCUUUCUCUUUCUUUCUUUCUUUCUUUCUUUCUUUCUUUCUUUCUUUCUUUCUUUCUUUCUUUCUUUCUUUCUUUCUUUCCUUCCUUCCUUCCUUCCUUCCUUCCUUCCUUCCUUCCUUCCUUUUUCAGGAAUGAGAGGCUUUCUCACUUUGCAGGAGGAGAAGGUGAAUGAGAAAGGUACAAAGAGAAAGGGGAAGGGAGAAAUGGGAGGCGGACGCUGGGAAAAAGGGCAGGACAGGGAGGCACUGAAGAGGCGGAGCUUCCAAGCCGAGAGGAAACGCUCGGCACCCCCUGCAGCAGCUUUGACUAGAGAAUGAAGCCCGAACGGAGACGCCGAGGAGAAGGCGGUGGCAGCAGGCUGAGGGGUGGAACCCGGAGCGGACAGGAAGAAACAGAUGUCAACUCUUGGCACCUGAGAAAGGAACCCAGACUGAAGACCACCAGCAGCUGAAGUGGCAUCUUUUGGUUGUUUAUUUGCCCCUUAAGAGUGAAGCGAACAUAGUGGGGGGGGAAAGAUCUUUCAAGAUUUAGUUAUCAGACCUUGGUGUGCUUCCCCUGAAAGAAAAUUGACCGACUCCAAUUCCUAUAUGCAAUGAUUGAUCCUUUGGGGACUUUAAGACAUGUCAAAAGAACUUGCUUAAUCGUCUAGAUUUUAUCGUGCGCCACCAAACACCUAUUUUCUGAGUCGAGAGGUUAUUCUGUCUUGUAAGAUGGAAUAGAUGAACCGAUUUUGGGCGCCUUCCUUGUUUCCAGGAGGACAGAUCAAGAAAAGGAGGUGCAUGCCAAAGGUGCUGUAGAGGGAAGAUAAAAAGUAGGUGCUGCACAGCGUAAUGUGUCAGGAUUUAGAAGAAAGGGAAAGGAGUCUUUUUGGAACAAAGAUUUAGCCUGUUCUACAUCUUCCACUGAGCCCGGACUUCACUGAUUUCGCACAGCCCCCCCCUUUGAGUCCUUUUUCCUGUUUUUCCACUAUAUCAGAAUAUUUGUCUUUGGAGAUAUAAACCAGUUGGUAUUUUUGACAGCAGAAGAUAAAAGAAUAAGGAAGAGUGCAAGUGGGAAACAGUGAUGCCUUUUUAUCUUCUCUUUACUACAAAGAUGAGGUACCUUCUGCUGGAGCUGACAUCUCUCAUGCUUCUGGGGUGGUCAUUUGCACAACGUCAAGUCACUGUUCAAGAAGGGCCUCUAUACCGCACUGAAAAUUCUCACAUCACCAUUUGGUGCAAGGUCAGCGGUUAUCAAGGACCAUCACAACAGAAUUUUCAGUGGUCCAUAUACCUUCCGUCUUCUCCAGAAAGGGAAGUACAGAUUGUCAGCACCAUGGACCCAUCUUUCCCUUAUGCAAUCUAUACUCAACGUGUUAGGAGUGGAGAAAUCUAUGUGGAGAGAGUUGAAGGGGAUUAUGCUAGGCUGCACAUAACACAGCUCCAAGACAGGGAUGCUGGCGAGUAUGAAUGUCAUACUCCAACAACUGAUGAAAGAUAUUUUGGAAGCUACAGUGCCAAGAUGAAGCUAAUUGUUAUUCCUGACUCCCUACGAGUAACUUCGGAAACCCAGACUCUAAAGAAGGUACAACAUGAUUCUCUGGAGUUAAAGUGUGAGAUUACCAAGAAUACUGAACAGCACAGCCACAUUUCCAUUGCCUGGUAUCGUCAGAAAGUAGAUGAGCCUCUUGUGGAAGUUAUUUCUCUCAGCAAAGACUUUGUACUGCGUGCAGGAAGUGAAUACACCCAACGCCAUGCAAGUGGAGAUGUCCGUCUUGAUAAAGUGGGCGAGACUCAAUCUAAGCUUACUAUCUACAAUCUUCAGUCCUCUGAUGAAGGCGAGUUUUAUUGUGAAGCAGCUGAAUGGAUUCAGGACCCUGAUGGCACUUGGUACGCUGUGACACGCAAGCAGUCGGAGAGCACUAUGGUCUAUGUGGAAGGAACUGAUAUGGAUAUCAACGUUCGACUAGAAACAGAGAAGCGGACAUACAUAGUGGGUGAACCUGUGGAGUUUAGAUGCAUUUUGGAAGUACAAAAUGUUGCAAAGAGGUAUUUCUCCAUCUCUUGGGCCUUUAAUAGUUCUCUCAUUGCUACUUUUGGUGCUAAUGCUGUGCCAGUCCUUAACAAUGAGUUUGCCCAGAGAGAAGCCUUGGGACAACUGAAAGUGGCCAAAGAGAGUGACAGCAUCUAUAUCCUAAAAAUCUACCGACUCCGAUUGGAAGACAGCGGCAAAUAUAACUGUCGAGUGACAGAGCGGUUGAAGACGACAACUGGUGAAUUUAUUGAUGGAGAAAGCAAACGGCCAAAGAACACACCUAUUACAGUGCUGCCCCUUAAAACCAAUAUUUCAAUAGAAGUAUCCAACAAUGCCACAAACGUUCUAGAAGGGGAGAGCCUGAGAUUUGGUUGCACUGUCCGCUCUGGGUUUAGACCCCAAAACCGAUUAUCUGUCACUUGGCAACUUGUGGAUAAGCAGAACCGUCGCAGUGACAUUAUACAACUUGACCGGGAUGGAACCCUUCGUCCUGGUCCUUCUUAUGUCGAGCGCAGUAGCUAUGGGGGGAUCCAAAUGGAGCAGAUACGGCCUGGAUCCUUCACACUUGAGAUCUUUAACAGCAUCAAGGCAGAUGAGGGCCAUUAUGAGUGUCGUAUUACAGAAUGGACACGUAGGCUGGAUGGGGAGUGGCAGAUGAUUGGAGAGCGGCAUAAUGGCUCAGCAGUAGCUAUCACUGCACUAGAUGCUGGUUUUGCAGUUACAGCCAUCUCCCGCACACCUGGAGUCACCUAUAAUGAAUCAUUUGACUUACAAUGCAUUAUCAAGCCACACUAUCCUUCAUGGGUGCCAGUAUCUGUGACUUGGCGUUUUCAACCAGCUGGCAGCACUGAAUUUCAUGAUUUGGUCACUUUUACUCGUGAUGGAGGAGUUCAGUGGGGCGAUAGAUAUGUUGGAUUCCGAACCCGAACAGCCAUUGAGAAAGCAGAGUCCAGCAACAAUGUACGCCUGAGCAUCAGCAGGGCCAGUGACACAGAAGCAGGCAAAUACCAAUGUGUGGCCGAGCUGUGGCGCAAGAACUACAAUAGUAGCUGGACCCGAUUGGCAGAUAGAACCUCCAACCUAUUGGAGAUCAGGGUCUUACGACCUAUAACAAAGCUACAGGUCAGCAAAUCAAAGCGGAGUAUAGUUCUUGUGGCCAAUAAGCCUAUCCCUCUGAAUUGCUCUGUCAAGUCUCAAACCAGCCCAGAUUCUCAUUUUGCAGUCCUAUGGUAUGUUCAUAGACCCUCAGACACGGAUGGGAAGCUCAUUCUGAAGACCACUCACAGCUCUGUAUUUGAGUAUGGCACUUACGCGGAAGAAGAAGGGCUAAAGGGAAGAUUGCAGUUUGAGAGGUCACUCUCUGGGGGUCUCUUCAGUCUGACAGUGCAGAGGGCACAGGUCAGUGACAGCGGUAGCUACUAUUGCCAUGUGGAAGAGUGGCUGCUCAAUCCUAACCAUGCCUGGUAUAAAUUGGCAGAGGAGGUUUCUGGCCGGACUGAAGUCACUGUCAAGUUACCAGAUAAUCUCUUGGAAGUCAACAAGAGCCAAAAGAACCUAACCAUUUUAGAAAAUGAAUGGGUAACACUAGAGUGUCUAGUCACUAACCGGAGCAGUCAAGCUUCCCAGUUAUCGGUGGAAUGGUAUAUGUGGAAAUCUGGUGAGCCAGAGAAAGAAGCAGUUGUAAAGCUGACAAGGCAGGCCACUCUUUUAUAUGGAGAGUUAGCUACUCUAAACGGUUUGAAGAGCAGGCUGCACCUGGAAAGUCCUUUGCCAGGUCUAUAUCUUCUUACUAUCCAGAACAUGACACUGCAGGACAGUGGGACCUAUGAUUGUCGAGUGGAAGAGUGGCUGCUGAAUCCUAUGAACACCUGGUACAAAAGGGCAGAAGAUCUGUCUGGACUGACAACAGUUUUGGUGAAGAAGCCAGAUGCCUCACUACAAGUGGAUGCAACAAUAGCCAACCUCACAGUGCCAGAACAGGACCAUUUCCAUUUGGAUUGCAACAUUUUGUCACCUACCAGCCAAGAUUCCCGUUUUGCUGUGACAUGGUUCAUCAUGAAGAAUAAAGACAGAAGUGGACAAACUGGUCACAAGAACGAAGAAGAUAAAGAGGCCUUGUUAAGAGUAGGCCAGGAUUUCGUCUUCAGCCGAGAGAACAGCCCUUGGGAAGGGAGACUACGUUUUCAAAGACUUUCAGCCAUGUUCUAUCGACUGACUGUGUUGCAGGCAGUUUCUUCUGAUGCUGGCAAUUACUCAUGCCACGUGGAAGAGUGGCUACCUGAUCCCAAGGGAGUCUGGUACAAACUUACAGAAGAAGAUUCUGGUCUUAUUACUGUUUAUGUGCAAGAUACAGGUUCCUCUCUGCAGUCUGUUAUUUGCAACAAUGACUCCCUGUUCUACUUCGUAUUUUUUUAUCCCUUUCCCAUUUUUGGCAUUCUCAUCAUCACCAUUCUGCUGGUGCGAUUCAAAAGCCGAAAUUCCAGCAAGAAUUCGGAAGGAAAGAACGGGGUCCCUUUGUUAUGGAUCAAAGAGCCACACCUAAACUAUUCCCCCACUUGUCUGGAGCCUCCUGUUCUCAGCAUUCAUCCAGGAACUAUAGAUUAAAUGGCAGAGCCCUAAAAGAGGUAAAGCUGCAUCUGAAACCCAAAGGAGGUCUAUUUUGUUGUAUUUUUAUUCACCAUCUGAACUUUUGGAUACCAGCUUACCUCUGCUACACUGUCCUGUCACCUUUGGGGCUAGAGGAACCUGAACAUCCCAGAAUGCCUGUGAAGAACCAGCCAAUUGCUAAGGGGGAUAGAAUGUCCAUUUGUUCGCUGUAUAUAAUGAAUUUUCAUACUGUUUUCCUUUUCAUCCAGUGUCAUCAUUUGUCUUCUGGGCUGUAAUUCUGUUGCUCAAAUAUGUAUUCUUGUAUUAUGCAGAGGACAGACUCCAGAAUGUAUUGAUUAAGUUGGGCUCUGGUUGUGCCAAAGUGGGGCACUUUAUUUUGAGUAAGCUUAUUUUAUCAAAUGGGCUUGUUUCAGCAGCUACAUGUCCUUGGAGUGGACCAGAGAAAUUGCAUAUUGCUUUUGAGAAAUGAACCUAGGAUCACUCCAUACUACAUAUUAAGCAGCAUUGUUUCUGCCAUCUCGGUCUGGAUGUUUCCUAUUACUUCAGGACUGAAAAUGCAUAUGGGGGGAGGGGCUUUGUUUUUAGCUUCAAAAAGAAAUUACCUUGACUUCCCCAGGUACAAUUGCCUGUCUAAUUCUAAUGACCAAAAAGGCCCUGGUUUAAAUAUGCUCCACUAUCACCCUUAGAGAUUGCAGCAGAAAAAAAAUAGAUCCUAAUCUUGACCAAAGUUGAGGAAGCGGUGCAGAAGUAACUGCCUCCUUGUGUGGCCUGGCACUGUAAUAACUGUGGAAUGUUGAAACAGAGCAGAGAAAGGGCUGACAUACUGACCAACUUCUGUUCCUUACAAAUGUUAUGUCCAGCUGCACUGUCUACACAAAGAAGCUUACAUCAGGCAAGAAGGGGUAGGAAUGUUCUUCCUUCCCUCCCAUAUAUGUAUAUGCUGCUUUGUUAUUUCAGCUUUAUUUCUUCAGGUAUACUAACCUUCAUCUUCAUUCCACCAGCCUUGCAUAAGCCACAGUAAGUGAAAAUAUGCUGGGCUAAGAACUGUUGUUCUUUCUAUGAAAGGCACAGCAUUAAGAGAACCUUGGUUCAGUUCAGGUGGAAUUCCUACUUCAAGUCAAGAGCUCUUUCCAUGUGCUGUCCAGGAAAAUGCUUGUUAUACAUGAUGGACCAGAUCUCUUGUGCCCUGAUUCUAGUUGCAGAGACAGGGAAAUUUUAAAACUUAAAAACAAAAAGUGUGUUUACUGUCUUCCUAAAAGUCUUCCUGGCACAGCUAGUUGCUAAUUUUCAUAAAACAGGUGAAUCUAUGUGAUUCAUAGUGUCAGCGAUAUAUGCCAGCAUGUUAUGCUGUCUUGACAUGAAGGUGGUUGAUCAGUGGUAAGAAGAUAGCAAUACAGCAGGUUUUUCCUUCCUGAAGAGUGAAAACUAAUAGUUUUGCUAAUUUGUCCUUAUUAAAGCAAUUUGUGAGAAUAACAAAUUUGAUGAGUUGGUGUUAAAACCAACGGCAAAGGUUUUCCUUAUGUCAAGAGAAAGACAUGCCUGUUAUACUAAUAUUCAAGUGGUCUUUCUCAACCUGGUGUCUCUGAGAUAGAUGGAGACUACACUUUGCAUAAUUCCCAGCCAGCAGGGCCUUUGGUUAUGCUGGCUAGAAAUAACAGAUUUGUAAUAAAACACAUCUAAAGGACCUUAGGUUGAGGCAGGUGCUCUUAAGGGGGAAGGGAUUGAUCUAAGCUCAGAGGUUUUGAAGUCUCCCACCCUUGUAAAAUUCUAAUAAAGCACCUAGAAAGUUCCCAGAACCAAAUCUGCCUCUGCAAAACCUUAAUCUUAUAUAAUGUGCAAUUUGAAAACACAUAUGGUUUUAGUCUGCCUGCCUAUUCUGUCUAUUCAGAAGAGAGGGGAUUUAAAAAGAAAAUGAGACACCUGCACACACACACUCUCUCGAAAGUUCCUAGCUUCUCUCUACGGUUCUGUUGAUGUAAAACGUCUUGUACAUAUACUGCUGGAGGGCAGGAGCUGUAAUUGAGUUAAGGUCUUAAAAAGGAAAGGGGGCAGUGGGACACUCCGUGCCCUAAACAACAUUGUUUCUUAUCUUUGCAUUGGAAAUGUUUUCAACUGACCUAGUAGCAUUAAUGCUUCCCUACCAGCAAUCCUCGUCUGCACGCCUGCUUAUGGAAAGUUAUCCCACAGCGACAUCCAGUGGCUAGCUCUCCAAUCUGUGGACUGUGGACUCUUGGGAAAGUAUAUGGAUGUCAUAAAGCCUCUUAAAUAGUGGAAGAAUUGUCCCACAAGCAGCACCAAGGAUCACUUGCAAAUGACUUGUCCAUUGUGCUGCCAAACUGAUUACCAGUUCAGAAUGGGCUUUCUUUUUAAAACAUGGACACCGCCUGCAAAAAGCUUUCACAAAGCUUUUUGGACCACUCUUUCUCUACCCAGAGAAAAAGAAACAAGCUACCUUUGCAUGAUGUGAGAAAAUGUGUUUUUUAUUAUUAUUAAAGAGAAACUUUGUACCAUGUUGCACUAAAUGUUUUAUACAACACACAUGCAAGCUGUAGUAAACUGUGUUAAAAUGGUGA
Pantherophis guttatus is the source of this 7253-nucleotide messenger RNA. It is a transcript of the gene IGSF3, whose product is annotated as immunoglobulin superfamily member 3. Lineage: Eukaryota; Metazoa; Chordata; Lepidosauria; Squamata; Colubridae. Gene Ontology annotation, cellular component: membrane. The record is from RefSeq and is a predicted model, not a curated record.